GUGAGGGCUGAAGGUGUUUUUGCAAACCUCUGAUUGAAUUCAACCCAAGAUACAUUCCUUCCUAGUGAUAGCUGUGCCUCUGCAUUUUACUAGGGAGAAGUAAACCAGUCCCUGCAAGGCAACUUUUGUUCAGCUAUGGCAGCUUCUUCCUUCCGGAUUUGCAGAGACUUUGGGGCCACCCUGGGGCUCUUGCUUGUAGUCACAGGUAUGACAAUCGUCAAAGCUUCUGGUGAAAGAAAUAACGUUUCCCAAAAACAAGAUGCAACCACUUUCAUGAAUGUGAUAAAUACACGUUUCAUUGCUGCAAGAGGGGGCAGCCGAAUUACCCUUAGCUGUUAUUUUGGUACUCAGGCAAGUUGGCAUAAAGAGACUGAUCAGGGCAAACACCAGGAGAUUAUGAACAGCUCCAGAGUCCAUGUGACUAGAAAUAAUUCAAUUGUAGUGAUGCAGAUCAACAAACUCCAGCACACCGACAAUGGUAUCUACCACUGUAAGAACAAGGACUCAUUGAAGGCGACAUGUGGUACUGAACUCAAAGUCAUGGGUAUCAGCACCUAUGAGCAAGUGCAGAGUCGGCACAACGUGAAAGAUGCUAUCAUCUUAAUCCAGACAAUUCUUCUUGUCCUUUUUGUGAGCAUACCUGUGUUGCUAACCCAAGGGAAGGGUGACAGAAAAGAUGCCUCUGGGGAGGAUCAUACUUACGAGGGGCUGACGGUUGAACUAGCUGAUACGUAUGAAGACAUUGGGGUUUACCAAGACAGACCAGAGAAGUGGGAUUUGGGGGAACAUCCGUGUGAAGAAUAAAAAGGCUAGCAGCUUGGUCAACCACAGCUGACUUAACCAAAGGGCCCCAAUUCCUGGGGCAAACAGGGUCCACUGUAAAAAUUCCACUCUAGAGAAGCUUUUAAAAGGUGCUUAUCUCUUGCUUGCAGCCACUCUGCUAGAAACUACUAAAGAGCAGUAUUCACAAUCUCCAGAUUCGCCGGGAAUGUUGAAUCAAAGACAUUCAAAUGGGGAGAAGAUAGGCAGAGACAAUUUGAGGCACACCAUAAAAAUGAAAACAAAAAGAACUGAGAAGAAUAUGUAAGUAGAUGGGCUUUCUGGCUUGAGUUUGCUCAACAUUCCAUUCCCCAAAUGGCAUUUUUAAAAAUUGAACAUUUUCUGCUCUUUCCUGGCUAGGCAACAGAGCAUUGAAUCUGAUAAACUAGUAUCUAGCAUCACAUUGCUUUAGUUUCUUUAACCCAAGACCCUCCAGAUGGUCUGGGACCAAUGCUCCCAGAAUUCCUUACCAAGAUGUCUAUGGUGAAAAUAUCUGGAAUAUAUAAGCUAUAUAGGACAUAAUGUUUCCUACUGAGAUUUACAGUUUUGCAGUUAGGAUUUUCCUUCUUUAGGCUCAUGUUUUAAAAAAAUAUCUAGCAUCCUUAUGAAAUAAUUUCAAACAUAUAUGCUGAACUUUUCAAAAUAAUAAAAAAAACAUUUAAUACUAAUGGUUUUCCCCCCAAAUUUUGACUUAGCAUAUUACUUCUUUGUUUCAGGAGCAUGGGGAAAAAGUGUGUUUUCAAAUUUCUACCACAGAAAUCUGAAGAUGUAACAUUUUUAGCUCAAUAUGCAUAACCAAUUUCUUAAGAAUAACCUUUUAACCAAGUAGUUUUCAGAACUACUUGUAAAUAAUUAUAUUUUGGGUCUAAGGGAGCUCCAAGUGCCCUCCAGCUGGGUUGAUUGUCAGUUGCCAAAACUGGGUGAAGAUUACAAGAGUUUAAUUCAAACACAUCUGAAAAGCACCAGAUUGGAAGAAUGAUAUAUUAUGGUAAGGGCUGUGAAGAUUUUUAUUCCUUGGUGAACACAUCUGUCAUAGACCUUCAGAGAUUGCAUUUUGAAAACCAAAGUAUUUUUUUAAAAAUCCUUUUUGAAGUAGAGAUCUAGUCACUGUUGGCAAGCACAGAAGCUUUGCUAAAAACCAACCUGGUGAUAGAUAUUUUGUUGCCCAAAAUGGAACAACUGUGUUUGCGUAGACAUCUAUUUCCAAAACAAAAAUAAUGAAAGGCUUGUUGUGAAGUGAUAACACAAACUACACCUUUUGUACUAAUGUUGCACACACGGAUAUCUAAGAGCCAGAGUUGUGUUGCAGAUGUUUUGCAAAUUUAGCACUUCUUCCGAAACGCCUACGUGUCUCUUGUUCCCUCAUCCAGAUCAAGUGUUUCAGUGAACACUUGAGGCAGAAGAUACUGCCAGCAAUAUUUCCAUUGCUUGACCAGAGAAAGUCCAUAAGAAAACAAUAACUAACCAUGUAUCAUCUUUUCAUACUUGCUAAGGUUAUCCUGCCACUAAACAAUCUUCACAUCAAGAAAGUGGCAAUUCAAAGCCACAUUCCACAUAUAAAACACAUAUACAGUUAUUAUCAAGACACUGCCCCAAAUGUCCUUGUUUCAGGGAUGCUCAAUUUCAUACUGUUUGGGCAUGUUUUUCUGCAAAUUACUGACUGGAACCAUUUACUUCCUGUUUUUUUCACAAAGCAUAGCUAAAUACCUCCUCUUCUCAGAAAAUAAAAUUGAUGUAGGAAGCUGGGGGGACUGGGGGAAAUAGCUUCAUGCACAGACAAAACCAGAGAGUCAAAAAGUUAAUUUUCAUAAUUAAGUUUCAGUUCUGCCUACUGUGCUUUUCAUAGUCUGCUUCUACCUCUCUGCAUUUUUCAAUUUAUAAUGAAUCUCAAAGCUGGGAUUCAAAUUCAGCUGCAUUUAAAAGGCAAUGUCCCACUUCUUCUUUCCAGUCUGUAAGAACUUAAGUUGUCCUGAACCAACUAGACCCAAAGCCUGUUUUAUGCCAACUGAAAGACAGAUAAGGGAGCAUAAGGCUAUCAAUGACUAUCAGUCACAACAGUCCCUGCAGAGGCAGUAUCCUGGGGAUCUCAGAUAGGAAAAUACUAUUUCCCCCCCCCCCCUUAUUUUUACCAUUGCCUGCAAUCCUCAGUUAACUAUAUCUUUCAGAGAUCCUGGAACACCAGGGAACUACCAGAGGACUGGAAAAGAGCUGA
Molecule: messenger RNA, 3031 nt
Organism: Thamnophis elegans (Western terrestrial garter snake)
Lineage: Eukaryota; Metazoa; Chordata; Lepidosauria; Squamata; Natricidae
Product: B-cell antigen receptor complex-associated protein beta chain-like
Exons: 6
Coding region: 136-804 (222 amino acids)
Biological process (GO): B cell receptor signaling pathway; B cell differentiation
Cellular component (GO): B cell receptor complex; external side of plasma membrane
Source: RefSeq, a predicted model, not a curated record